AUGUACACUAUCCGCAGUAGAAAGACAGGGCAGACAUUGAUCCAUUGCGCAGUGAAGUCGUGUAAUCCUUACAUUGUACAAGAUAUCUUGGAAGCAAGACCUGAUGCUUUGUACGACAAGGAUAACGAUGGAAAAUCUACACAGCAUUACGCUGCUGCGUUAGAGGAGUGGUUCUUGUUGGAAUUCCUUCUCUCGCACGGAGCUGAUAUUUUUGAGACGUGAGUACUUGAUGUAGCUGCCGGAACAAUGUAUUUAAAUGUCUAUCAUCUGUAUUGUACAUGUCUAUCUAUCAUCUAUGUGCUAUUUUAAAACACGAGCUGGAGUGCUUUAUCAGAUAUAAAACACGAAGUGACAGCCGAGUAUCUUACAGGGUUCGUGGCGGUCUUUGAAACCCUUGAAAGUCUUUAAAUUUGAAUACAGGUCUUUAAGGUCUUUGAAAAGUCUUUGCAUUGUGUGAAAAAGCGAAGAAAGUCUUUAAAAGUCUCCAAAUACUUUAGUGAGUAUUUGAUUAUACGAUUUCCUAGCUAAUAAAAUAGAUUGAUUGAAUCAAGAUUUUCGCAAAUAUCGACGAAAAGGCGCAUUUUAGGAUGUGAUUUGAUGGGACUAAUUAUUGGGUAAAUAUGUUGCUUUCACUUGCAACUCUUCAACAGCUGAUUGCUCUCAACGGUCUUUGAAAAGUAUUUGAAAAUAGGCAGCAAAAAUCUUUGAAAGUCUUUGAAUUUGUUUGGUCUUGGAGACUACGAACCCUUUCUUAUAUCUGAUAAAUCACGGACUGCGAUAUUUUGGAGAUGUGUGUAUUUUGAUAUAGCCGUCGGAACAAUGUAUUUGCGUGCAGUAGAGGUGUGCAGCGGAUCGGAUUGGACGUUUAUAAUUCGAUAUUUGGCUAAUGUUUAAAAUUCAAUCCGAUCCAAAAUUGUCUAAUGCAAUCCGAGUUUUGAUAAAGAAUUCCAAUCCGAAGAAUCCUUUAAUAAAAUAGAUUUCUCAUUCAAGUGGAAAUAUUUAACCAAGUAAAUAUAAAAGCAAGAAAUAUACAUGUCAAGUCGUCAAGAAGCUGACAAAGUGACAUCCAAUUGUUUUGUCGUGGAUAUUUAAUUAAUUCAUUUUAUUUCGAAUAUCGAAGUCCGAUCUGACUACGAAACAACUUUAUCAAUCCGGUCUAAUCCGAAAUUUAUAUUUUUGUUCCGAAAUCCGAACGAAUAUGAUCGGAUUCGGAUCGGAUUUGCACACCUCUCAUUUGCAGUGACAAAGCAAGCCAUGGCAACUGGUCAUGCUCUGCUAAUAAACCUGCGUCUUAAUAGGUUAAAGGCAAUACAUUUAUUUCUAAAGGUUUGCAUAAUACACAUCAUUAAAAAUUUGCAGCAUGACUUGCUGCCAACUUGCAACGGCUAGCUUGGCACGGUGGCCGGACAUUUUGCCGAAAGACACUUUGCCAAAAUACAUUUUGCCGAAAGACAUUUUGCCGAACGGACAUUUUGCCGACGGACGUUUUGCCGAACGGACGUUUUGCCAAACGAACAUUUUGCCGAAUGGACAUUUUGCCGAACGGACAGUUUGACGAAAGGACAUUUUGCCGAAAAUAGAGAUAUCUUCUGAACUUUAAAGGUUCGCUUACACAGUCAAAGUUUCUGUGAUUAAAGUCAUUAAUUGUCGGUUUUGAUGACAGAAACUUUGAUAGUGUAUAGUUUCGUUUUAUAUUCUUUCAAGUGUUUGACAAGUUUACCGAAAAUUGGCGGUAUAAAGAAUAACAUCAUUCAACAUCAUUCAUGAAUGUGAUUUCCCUUAGAACUGACUGUGAAUGUAUUCCAUGAUUCUCGAAGUGAAAUUCGCUUACGUCGUCUUUAUAUACGCUUGUUUGUUUACGAUCCAGGGUGCGAUAAUUCAAUAUUUUUAGCCGUACCUGACUGGUACUCCGACAACUUUUACCGCGUACCUAAUCUAGUACAAACUUAACAAGAGUCAAGACGUACCUAAGACUACUUCCGAGUUAUGCGUUUUUAUACCCACGUAUAGUUUACUGGUCCAAAAGCACAAAAUGUAUGAGCAAUUUUGUACAAGUGAAUCUUUAACUAUGGUAUUUGUACAACAUAAUAUAACAGUUUUCAAAGCGUCGACGUUGUGACUCGAAUGCACAGUGGAUUUACCGAGGGUACUAACAGUCUGACCUCAGCUACAAACAGUGUAGUUUUCCUCAUUGGGCCUAAAAAAAACCUGUGGUUCCGGUUUCAUAUCGCGAAAAAAUUAGGGUAGGUGGGUCGGUGGUUUUGGCGGGUUUUUUUUGCUGGACGAUUUUCAGUAGAGUCCCGACAUCAAUAUUAACUAGAGAUGCGUAGUUCCUACGGAUGGAUUUAGGCAAUUUGGUUCAAUAAUUAUUGUGACAACAGACGCCAUUUUGGCACGCUGUACGAGCAGCCCGCAACCACCCGGAGAAAAUAGGGUCGCAUGGUCAAUCGUGUUGAAAAAAUAAUAGGGUGGGCAAAAAAAAAAUAGGGCCGGUCGGGAAACCGGAACCACAGGUAUUUUAGGCCUUGGUAUAGCAUUGACUGAUUAAGCCCAGGUCACACUACGCAACGAUAACGAUACGAUAACUUGUAAACACGCGAUGAUUGGUAAAAAAAUUAUGUUGGUGUCCACACUACAACGAAAACGAUAUAAUUAUCGUUGGACGAUAACGAUUUUAAAAUCGCUCACCCGAGUGAUUUUUUUUCAGUCGGACGAUGACGAUAAAUUUUUUGAUCAAGCGCAAAGAUAACCUUUUGGCUUUUUUCAUCCCAAAAUAUGUCGGAUGCGUGGAAUUUACAUGUACAGCUAAAGUUCUUCACGGUUUUGAAUACUUUGGCAGGUUUGCAAGGAAAAUGUAAGUACGCGAGUAGCAAAUUUCCGCGUACUUACGUGGUACUUGCCUAAAAACAAGGAAGUACCAGACCAUAAAUUUGGCGUACCUCCGGUAAGUUGGUACGUGAAUUAUCGCACCCUGCCGGAUCUGACGUCAAAACACGUUCCUAAAAAAUGAGUCAUCCGCUGCACAAACAAGCUACCAAUAGUGAAUAUGGUUAUGCACUGCUUAAGCUCGCCGCAUACGAGAGCAACUUGCUGAGCUAACCGCCUCGCGUGGCAGCCAGCUCCAUUUUGUCGCAAGUCACAUGAAGAAACCAUGGUUUGUCAUUGGCUAAUUGAUUCAAACAGCUCAGCACUUAGCUCACAACAUCCACUGACGCUGAGAUGUUUUCCUCGCGAGGCGAAAAAUAUCAAACACGGUAGAUAUUUUAGCGCAGCAAGUUGCUCUCGUGUGCGGCGGGCUUAACGACCAUUAUGCACUGCUAAUGACCAUUAUGCACUGCUAAUGACCAUAUAAUGGUUAUUUUACACAAUGGUUGAGAAUUACACAUUUGAGAAAUGAGUCACAGUCCCAAAUAUUUUGACGAAAUAACAUUUUUAUUUUCGGCAAGUUGUCCUUUCGGCAAAUUGUCCGUUCGGCAAAUUGUCCGUCGGCAAAAUGUCCGUUCGGCAAAAUGUGUUUCGGCAAAAUGUCCGGAUACCGCUUGGCACUGUGUAUUUGUCUAUUAUCUGUCGUCACUACACUGCAUUUAUCAACGUGAACAUUUCUUUUUUCUAGCGACAAGAAUAAUUCCACACCAUUCCACAUGGCAGCGGACGCUGGCUCGUUAUCAAAUGUCAAACUGCUGUUUCACGAGGACGAAGAUCUCUUGAGAGCAGAAGAUAACCAAGGAAGAACGGCUCUACACAUUGCUUGCAUGAAUGGCUGCAGAAACAUUGUGUCCUUUCUUCUUAAGAAUGGUGCAGACCCGCUUGUGAGGAUGGAGGGUGGUCUGAAUUGUUUGGAGGUGGCUGUGAUGAACAAACAGGAUGACGUAGUGAAGGAAUUGUUGCUUAGCGACCACUGGAAAGAUGUGAGUAGAAUGUACAGUUUUCUUCUUACCACUAUCAUCACCAUUACCAUCAACUUAACAAUUAUCAUUAUCAUUAUCAUCACCUUUACCGUCAUCAUAAUCUCUAUUAUUACCAUCAUGAGCCUCAUCACUACCACCAUCACUACCACCAUUAUCUCCGGACCGCCAUCAUUAUCACCACCAUCAUCGUCACUACCAUCAUCGUCACUACCAUCACCACCAUCACCACUAACACCACCAUCAUCGUCAUUACUAACACCACCGUCAUCAUCAUUACUAACACCGCCGUCGUCAUCAUCAUCACCAUCACUACCAUCAUCAUCACCACCAUCAUCAUUACCACCAUCAUCAUCAUCACCAUCAUCAUCACCAUCAUCAUCACCACCAUCAUCAACACCACCGUCAUCAUCACCACCAUCAUCACCAUCACUACCAUCAUCACCAUCAUAAUCACCACCAUCAUCAUCCAUGACUACCAUCAUCAUCAUCACCAUCAUCAUCAGCACCAUCAUCACCAUCAUCAUCACUACCAUCACGAUCAUCACCAUCAUCAUCACCACCAUCAUCAUCACUACCAUCAUCAUCACCACCAUCAUCACCACCAUCAUCACCACCAUCAUCAUCACCACUACCAUCAUCAUCACCACUAUAUCAUCACUGCUACUACCGUCAUCAUUACCAUCAUCACUACUACUACCAUCACUUUCAUCACUUCUUCAUUCUUUUGUUAUUCAGUACCAUACAAACUAAUUUAUUUCCCACUUCAGCUGAUCACUGAAUGGAAUGGAGGAGCAAAAAGAGGUUUUGCAUGCCUAGUAAACCAAAUGCCAGACAAUGCCAAGAUACUGUUAGAUCGCUGUGUCGUGAAGAGCGACGGUAAAGCUCAAUCGCUUGACUAUCAAAUAACAUACGAUUUCUUCUUGCUGAAUCCAACAGGUGUGUUUUUGUAAUGAAUUAAUCAAUCAUUUAUUUAACCACGUUAUGCCUAGAAGUACGUAAAUAGUUUGUGCAUAGCCGUGUAUCUGACAAACUACUUAAUUCAGGCUUCGAAACGUUCCUCAGUGAUUUUUUGCCUGUUCAUGGUUUCAGGUUGUGUUUAUUGUCGCCUGUCUUUUCCAUUAUUCAAGGUUCCAAACCACCCAUGUUUGAUGGCCUCCAAGCGAUCAUUGAUAACGACGAUGAACAAUGCUUGACUCACAAACUCUGCAAGAAAUAUUUUAGCGUUAAAUGGCGAGAAAAAGGAUGUUAUGUAUAUCUGGCAAAUCUUUUUAUCUUUCUUUGUUUUCAUGUUUCGUUUAAUGUUUAUGUUGCGUUGGUUCGUGGUGCAAUCGCAGUUCGGACGCUACAUAAAUCGAGUAAGUCAUUGGGUCCAUUGGAAUAUUUUAAUUUUUAUAUGUUUUACGAAACUAUUUCCACAGAUAAAGGCCGAUUUACACUGCACAACGUUUGCCUAAAACUGUUGCAUGCAACCUGCUUCCACCAGUUACUACUCUGUAAAUCAAACACACAACUCACCUACGACAACGCAGUUGAGUUGUGUGUUUGCAGGUUCCCGGACAUUUUGCCGAACGGACAAUUUGCCGAAAAUAGAGAUGUUAUUUCGUUCACACCCACGUUCACCAACGUUGUUUAUCAAAUUGUUUGGGGCGGUGAUUCAGUUGUCAUGUGCGUCAUUAGUAGUGCAUAAUCAUAUUGAUAGUUUGUAUAUAUGAACUUUUACCUUAACAUUCAUGAAUCACGUUAUUCUCAGCUGUAAAUAUAAAACGAAAAACGUUCACUAUCAAAGUUUCUGCCAUCAAAGUGAACAAUGACUUUUAUCAAAGACUUCAAUGACAGAAACUUUGAUAGUGUAUAUAUCUCUAUUUUCUCUACUAUAAAAUAGUUCGGCAAAAUGUCCGUUCGUCAAAGUGUCCGUUCGUCAAAAUGUCUUUCGGCAAAGUGUCUUUCGGCAAAAUGUCCUUUCGGCAAAAUGUCCUUUCGGCAAAAUGUCCUUUCGGCAAAAUGUCUUUCGGCAAAAUGUCCUGCCACCCAGGUUGCAUGCGACAAUUUUAGGCAAAAAAGUUGUACAGUGCAAAUCUGCCUCAAAGAUCCGGGCUUACGGAUCAAAUCUGCCUUAAAGAUCCAGGCUUACGGAUCAAACGUUUUAUUAAUUAAAUAAAUUUCAAUGUUUUCCAAAAAGCAAAAUUAUUGUCGUUUAAUUUUAUAGACGCAGCAACAACCAAGUCCACAACGUCUAACAACUCUGCCGGAAGACCUAAUCAGCACGGAGCUAUCGUUGCAACGACUUUCAUCUUCAUAUUAACAUUCUUCAACAUUUUCAAAGAAUUCGUUCGGGUAUAACAAGUAUACUAUUAAUACUUUUAAAUUUUUCUCUGGCAGAUCACAAGUAGUCUGAUCUGGCAUACCAUUAGACAGAUCUCCAUCUUUAUUACCACUAUCAUACCAUCAUAGCCACCACCAUUUUUACAACCACCAUCAUCACCACUACCAUAAUCAUCACCAUCAAUAUUAUCAUAAUCACCACCAUUAUUGCCACCACCAUUAUCACCACCAUCAUCAUCACCACUACCACCACCAUCACAACUACCAUCAUCAUCACCACCACCAUCAUCAUCAUCACCAUUAAUAUUAUCAUAAUCACCACCAUUCCAUUAUCACCACCAUCAUCACUACUACCAUCAUCACAACUACCACUACCAUCAUCAUCAUUACCACCCAUCAUCAUCACCAUUAAUAUUAUCAUUAUUAUGAUCAUCAUCACCACCAUCAUCAUCACCACCACCAUCACAACUACCACCACCAGUAGCAUCAUAUAGAGCUACUGAUAAGACGUUUUCAACUAAAUAUUUUAGUUAAAUAGUUUAUCUUGACGAUUAUCUAACUUCUUUCCAGAUGCAUACCCAACGUUGGAGAUAUUUCAAAAAAUUUUCAAAUUAUUUCGAGUGGAUGUUGUAUGUUUGUGUGCUGUACUUUAUGUUCCCAGUGAGGAACACAAAAACUGAACGCCAGUUUGGGGCAGCUUCCCUAGCCGUCUGUAUAUCCUGGUUUAAUCUCAUCUGGUUCUUGAGACGAAUUCCUGAUAUUGGCACUUACAUUUUGACUCUGCAGAAAGUUUUUAAGACGCUGACUAAGGUAUAUGAGUUUAUAUCAGGAUUCUGUGUUUUUGUGGCUGGAAAUGUUCGAGUGUAACUAACACAUAUAUCAAUUCCUGCCAGAAGCCAACAGUUCCAUUUUUCGCAGCUCCUCUUGGUUUCCAUCUACAAAAAACCCUUCAACACUGAAAACAUGGAUACCUACAAUCGAUAUAACUAAUCGUAGAUGGCUUUCGUCGAUAUACAUUCCAAGUGUAUAUUUAUUAGACCUAACCAGAAACAGUUGCGGAAAAUGCAACUACUGGCCCCCUGGCAGGAAUCGAACCUGCAGCCCAGCGAUUCCGGUGCAGCGCUCUAACCAACUGAGCUACAGAGGCCAGUUGUCGAGCUCUAACCUCUUCUUUUUUUUCAGAUGCUUUUGCUGAUCGUGCUAUUCUGUAUGGCAUAUGCAUCAACGUUUUACCUCCUGCUUGCAGAGUAUAGUAGAUUCAAAAACUUCCCGAUUGCAAUUCUAAGCACAUUCGUAUCAAUGUUGGGCGAUUUCAAGUACGAUUCUUUGUUUCUCAAAGUUGGUUAUCAUACAGAUUUUUAUGAUUUCAAACUUCUUAUGUUUGUCAUGUUUGUUCUACUUAUGGUGGUCGUGGUUAACAACGUCUUGAUUGGCUUGGCUGUUGGCGACACGACGUAUGUCAUGAGUAUGGCUAAAGUGCAAAGUUUGAGACAACAUGUAAGUUGGGAAAGACGUAAAGGUUUUGCUUGUUUAGUUAAACUAACCUAACUUCAUUUUGUUACUGAAGGAUAAAACAUGUACUAGACUAACUUUAUUGAUACUGGACAGCUCUGAUUGUUAUAGACUGUUCUCCCUAGAAUAUCAUAUCAAGGCCAUAUUUUAUUGGUACAGUAUGAUACACAUGAGGAUCCUUAGAUAAAUUGCAUUUAAGGCCAUAUUCUAUUGGUACAGUAUUAUACACAGGUAGAACCUUAGAUGAACUAGUUUUAUUUGCACUGAAUAGUUCUAUCAGUUCUAGACAGUUCUUCCCAGAGGUCUAGUAAGAGCCACCCCUCAUUAAUUCUAGAAAAUCGUAAAAAUCUCUUGUUACAGUCAAACUGGAAGUAUAGAGCGUUUGCACUCAUUGCCCAGGGACCAACUCAACAAAUGCCAUGGCAGCCAUGUUUGUGUUCCAGACAAAAGAGUCUAGUUAAAAUUAUUUUAAAUUGGAACACCAGCAUGGCAGCUGUGACGUCAUGCGCAAACGCUCUAUUCUUUUCACAUGCGACUGAAUACGAUAUUAUAAUCAGAGAACUAAAUAUAAAUCCUGUCUUGUAGAUCAAAUUUAUAAUGGAAGUCGAAUCAUCACUAUUUGGUAGACUACCAUGCUUCAAAAGAAAGAAAGGCACGACCCACACAGAGUACCCUAAUCGCAAGAAAUCUUUCACGGACAAUGUCAACCGAUUUUUCGCUGGUGAAAUGAACACGUUUUAUAACGAAGAUGAUGAAGGUGAUGAUGAAGGUGGCGAUGAUGUUCUGACGCAGGAGAAAAUUGAGGAGAUGGUGCAAACGAGGCUGGAGAAUUAUCAUAAGAAAAUAAUGAAAGAAUUGAAAGAUUUUCAUUCGGACAUAGUGGAGAAAUUUGGGGAGAUGGUCAAUUGA
Paramuricea clavata is the source of this 8651-nucleotide messenger RNA. The record is from the annotation of a GenBank genome assembly. NCBI's taxonomy places the organism in Eukaryota, Metazoa, Cnidaria, Anthozoa, Malacalcyonacea, Plexauridae.